Molecule: messenger RNA, 2139 nt
Organism: Papaver somniferum (opium poppy)
Lineage: Eukaryota; Viridiplantae; Streptophyta; Magnoliopsida; Ranunculales; Papaveraceae
Product: heterogeneous nuclear ribonucleoprotein D0-like
Exons: 4
Coding region: 100-1707 (535 amino acids)
Molecular function (GO): RNA binding
Source: RefSeq, a predicted model, not a curated record
UUCUCAUCCCAAAAUAUCUCCUCCUCUCAGAAGAAAAAAAUAAAUAAAAACUACUGAAGAAGAAGAAGAGUAAAGCAUUACUUCAGGAGAACUUUUGAGAUGGAAGCAUCUGUCUCUAGGGCAUUGAUGGAGUCUGAUUCUGGGGAAACAAAAGUUUUGGAAGCGUUGAUUGAUGCGUUUAGUUCAGAAUUUUCUCUUAGGGAGAUAGCUUCUGCGUAUUGCAAGGCUGGCCGUGAUCCAGAUAGGGCUGCUGAAAUUCUUUGUGAUGGUCAAAAGUUAAGGAACUGCUCUAAUGCUGCAUCUGCCGUUAUUGCCACUCAACGGGAAGCAAAUUGUCCAUUGUCAUCAGCUUCAUCGGAAUCUUUAUGUGAGAGUGUUGAUGACAAGCCAAGUUCUGCAAAUUAUUGGAAUUCUAAGGCAUCAAAAACGCAAAAGCUGUCAGUUGGUAGUGUUUCUGGUGUUAUUGGUGAGGGGAAUGUGAUGCCUAACACACCUGCAUGGGGUCCCGUUAGCAGAAUAAGGCCUUCAUAUUCAGAAAUCUUGGUUGAGAGUGUUGCUACAAAUUGGGGUGCGGAUGAGGGUUUCAAGGCCUCGGAACUGAAAAACUCGGCCUUGUCAGUUGGUAGUGUUUCCGAUGUUAUUGGUAAGGGGAACGCGAAGCCUAACACACCUGCAUGGGGUCCCGCUAGAAGAACAUUAUCAGAAACCUUGGGUGAGAGUGUUGCUACAAAUUGGGGUGCGGAUGAGGGUUUGAAGGCCUCGGAACUGAAAAACUCGGCCUUGUCAGUUGGUAGUGUUUCUGGUAAGUGUUUGAUAUGCAGCAGACCUGCAUGUGGUCCCCUGGGCGCAACUAAACCAUUGAAAUUGGAUAUGAAAGACUUUCAGUUUGAUGAACUCACAGAUGAUGAUGUUGCAUCAGAUUCAACAGCAAAGGAGGACCAAAUGCAUACAGGAGAAGGGAGGAUUUUUGUGGGUGGACUCUCAAUGGAAGUCAAUGAAGAUACUUUGGAAGAUCAUUUUAAGAAGUUUGGUGAAGUUGUGGGGACAAGGAUUGUAAAACACAAGGAUACAGGUAGUUCUAGAGGUUGUGGGUAUGUUCUCUUCUCAGAUCCAGCUGUAGCUGAUAGAGUUCUUUUAGAAAAACAUGUUAUUCUUGGAAGUUUGGUUAGAGUUGUCACUGCAGUUCCCAAACCCAGAGUUGGACAUGAUAACCCUUACAACCAAAAGGGUUUUAACAAGAGGAGUAAUGAUAAUAAUGGUCAGUUUAGGACAAAGAAGAUUUUUGUAGGUGGUUUACCUUAUAGCUUGACUGAGGAAGGUUUUAAAGCUUAUUUUGAGAAGUUUGGUAGAACUACUGAUGUUGUUAUUGUGUAUACUCCUUCAAAAGAUAGACAUAGAGGUUUUGGUUUUAUCACAUUUGAUUCUGAGGAAGCUGUAGAGAAUGUAAUGCAGAAGAGGUUUCAUGAGUUGUAUGGCAAAGUAGUUGAGGUUAAGAAAAAUGGGAGUAAUAAUGGUCACAGCGGUUGUUAUCAUAUGGGAAAGAACGGUGGAAGAGGAGGAUCUUCUUCUGGUGGUGUACAAGGUGGUGGAAUUAGCCCGCGGUCAAGGCCAGGAUAUGGGGAAAGUUACUCUGGAUAUUAUCCUCAACUUUCAGGUUAUGCCACUGCUGAAGGGACCCCAGUUGUGUCACCCUGGAGUCUACUAUGAAAUAGCAAAGGAGGACCAAAUGCAUACAGGUGCUUGUGGUGCAGUAGCUGUUCUCCUUUCAACAAGAUCUUCUUAACAUCGCUUGACAACUUUUCUUUUUCAUGUGGGGUGACCAGAGCCGUCUUAUGGAUUAGGCCAGAGGCUAGAGCCUCAAAUUGUUGGGGCCCAUAAAUUUAAAAACUUCCUUACAGCUUUCUUGUUUUUGUUUGCCACAUGGGCCGUGCUCUUACUUAGUAGUCUACCACUAGUUUUGUUAAUAGUGAAAAAUACUAUAACCCCCUGCUAUAUGGGUUCAAACAUAUAGAAGCCCCACCAAAUGGAUCAUCCACUGUCAAGUCCAUACUUUCAUGAAAUGAUACUACUAGGCCCAGAAUAUCAAUAUUUCUUCAGAUCUGGCCCAUAAUUAAUUAUUACGAAUUUUAAUAAUGACAA